Penicillium macrosclerotiorum is the source of this 699-nucleotide messenger RNA. Its product is annotated as glycosyl transferase. The record is from RefSeq and is a predicted model, not a curated record. NCBI's taxonomy places the organism in Eukaryota, Fungi, Ascomycota, Eurotiomycetes, Eurotiales, Aspergillaceae. The coding region runs from base 1 to 699 and encodes 232 amino acids. The transcript has a single exon.
AUGCAGUCAUACAGUCACCAGAGUUUGGUACCUCUUGUGAAUCAGCCAGCUACACCUGGAUUUACGAAGGAAUGGGUCAAAUCUGGGUCUAUUGCUCGUCUACACGAUCGAGAUGAUGCAGAGAUUUGGAAGGGCUGGCGGCGAAGGGUCUACCAAUUCGCCCCAAUUUUCGUGGUCGCCAGCUCAUCUCUAUACCUAUUUUAUCUUGCACUGCGUAUUUACUGCAUCAUCAUGGCACAGAGAGCCGAUGGCAUGGUUUUCAUCGCAGCAUGGGUCUUUGUUGCAAUCGAACUCUGCGUCGCUAUCCCUUCUCUCUUGCAAAACGGCUGGUCCGUAUUAGCUUUGAAGAAAAGAGGAAGGGCUAAGCUCCGCUUGGUCGGGAAUGAAGUACCGACAGUAGAUGUCUUCGUGACAUGCUGUGGAGAAGAAGAUGAACUGGUUCUCGAUACUGUUCGUGCAGCUUGCGAUCAAGACUAUCCGGCUGAGCAAUUCCGUGUUAUUGUCCUCGAUGAUGGAAAGUCCGCCGGGCUGCAAACGAGCGUUGAACAAUUGGCAUUUUCGACUUACCCGAACCUUCUCUAUGUCGCCCGAGAGAAAAUUCCCGGAAAGCCCCACUACUUCAAAGCUGGAAAUCUGAAUAAUGGCCUUGAAUAUACAAAUACCUUGCCAGGGGGGCUGGAGAGUUCAUGGCCGCAUUAG